Messenger RNA from Bolinopsis microptera, 1269 nucleotides. Its product is annotated as melanopsin-B-like. Gene Ontology annotation, biological process: G protein-coupled receptor signaling pathway. The coding region runs from base 1 to 1269 and encodes 422 amino acids. Gene Ontology annotation, cellular component: plasma membrane. The transcript has a single exon. Gene Ontology annotation, molecular function: G protein-coupled receptor activity. The record is from RefSeq and is a predicted model, not a curated record. NCBI's taxonomy places the organism in Eukaryota, Metazoa, Ctenophora, Tentaculata, Lobata, Bolinopsidae.
AUGAACGGGACAGAAGGACUGGUAUCAGGGCUUACCAGCACCACCUCACUGGAUGUAGUUAUAGGCCCCGCUACAACCCCCCUGAUAGACGUGGUGUCAGGUCCCACAACUACCCUGGAGGUGAUGACAGUCAUACUGAUCCUCUCCCUCAUGAUCCUAGGAAUCCACUUUAACUCCCUGGUCCUGUAUAUGUUCUGCAAACACCGUCAUUACCGUCUCCCCUCCCGACUCCAGCUAUUCUCCCUGGCUGUCGACGAUAUCGGAACUGCUAUCUUUGUGGAGCCCAUGGUCAUUUCCAUGUUCUACAAGAUUGAACUCUUCGCCCAGAACAAUGUUCUCUGUAGAAUCUUCUCGAACCUUCUGCACAUUUUCCCCUGGGGCUCCAUCAUCAGUUUAAUGGUUCUCAGCUUCACCAGGGUCGUCAUCGUGCUCUAUCCUCUAGCCUACAAGAUCUGGGUGACUCGGAGGAGAGUGGUGCAUGUCAUAGUUGCUAAGUACUUGUUUAUAGGCAUCUUCCUGACCGUCUCCAACCCGCUGUGGACGUUCAUCUUCAUCCCGAGCGUACAGUCCUGUUUCGUGAGCUACACGGGGACGGUUAACGACCACGUGCCCCACGUUAACGUGAUCCCCUAUAUCAUCCUGAUGGGGAGUGUGAUAAUAGUGCUGCUGUCUGGUGUGGUGCUGGCACAGUUCUGUGGGAUACCCUGUAGUAGGGGGGUCGGGGGAGGCCUGGCUAAACACAGAGCCCAGAUGCCAGGGAUAGCUAGAGAGCUGCUCCUUUUAGUAGCAGUUUACCUCUUGACCACUUUCUCUGUUCCUAUGGUAGCCCUGAAGCGCUAUCUCAACUUCAACCUCUCCCCUCAGGGGGAAGUGGUGUUCGCUCAGGUUGCCAAGGUGCUGUUCUAUGUCGGCCCAGUCGCUAACCCUGUGAUCUACGCACUGAGACGAGGUGAGUAUCGGGACACACUAGCCUCUUCUUUUAAGCUCACUAUCAGCGCCAGACGAAUAGUCCGGGAGAGAACCACGGCAAAGAACGAGCUGGUAAUCGACACCGAGCUGAAUCAUCAUCAACAGAAGGGGAUCUGUAAGGUCAAGUUGAGGAGAGGAUCCUCAGAGAAUCAGCUACGAGCAGAGCGGAGUAUUGAGCUUGAGGAUAUCACUGUUCGGAGGAAGUCGACUCUCUAUCUCCGCAAGAAGUCUUAUAAUGUGCGCUUGCCAAAGGGUGGGUUCAUUUUCAAGAACAAUGCUGCACCUCACGGUUAUGAUUGA